Molecule: messenger RNA, 5008 nt
Organism: Trachemys scripta elegans
Lineage: Eukaryota; Metazoa; Chordata; Testudines; Emydidae
Exons: 4
Coding region: 2242-3240 (332 amino acids)
Source: RefSeq, a predicted model, not a curated record
GUGAGAGCUCCUGCAGCAGGGUUCAAAAUCACCUUACCCAGUACAUGUGGGCGAGUGGGGAACACAAUUGUCACAUGCACACACCUGGGCAUGGGAACGGGGAGUUCAGACAUCAACUUACCUAAAAACACACAGUCACCUUUGUUUAAAAUGUCAUGAUUUGGGGGCGGAGGGGUCCACCUCAUGAUUUUUGAAGUUGGCAACACUGUAUUUCUGUCCAUCCAGCACUGCCCACUGCUGCAUGGAACCAGAUUUUGCUCAGGUUUUUGGGUAACUGGCUGCUCGCGGCUGUAGACAAUGGCUAGUGUUUCCGGGUAUGUCUGUAGGGUGCUCGAUGCACUGGCACAAAGCUGUUGAGCUCUGCUCCCUGCCUGUGGGUCAGGUGGGGUCGCUGUGCUUGUGGCUGUGGGUUCCUCAGGAUGACUGGCCUGGACCAGACUGCUGUGAUCUCUCUGCUUUAUUCCUGCAGAACGAGCCCAACCUUCCUCCGGAGAAGCGGAAAAAUAAAAGAAUAGUCCAGCGAAACGAGACAUUAAGAAGCAAUUUAGUGAAGAGCGGGCUUCAGUUCAUUGACAGAUUUGUGGAGUUGCUGAAGGAAACGAAGGAUGCACCCAAGGACACCCAAAAGAAAUACCUGCAGAAGACCAAUUCUCUAAUCUGACAAGGUCAUUUUGAAUUCUAAUCCUGUCCCCCAAAGUGUUUGCAACCCUCCCAGCUUGGUGUCAUCUGCACAUUAUAUAAGGAUACUCUGCACCAGGAGUCAUCAAUUCGUUUUUGUCAAGGUCCAAAUUUCUUGGUCAAGGUAUAGGCAUGGUCCAGACUCCAGAGAAAAUAAUACAAAAAUAAUAAAAAUAAUGAUAGUAAAUACAUAAAAAAGAUGUCUCAGUCUGUUUAAAAGUGUCUCGUGGUCUGGAUUUGGCCCGUGUUCUGCCUAUUGCCUACCCUUGUUCCACACCAUUAUCCAAACCAUCAAUUAAAAUGUUCAGUAGUACCAGACCCAGGACAGAUCCCAGUGGGCCCCCACUAGCUAGGCCCUCCCAGUUUGACAAUGAAACAUUGAUAACGACUCUGAGUAUAGUCUUUCAACCAGUUAGGUACCCACCUUAUAGCAAUUUAUUCUAGACUAUAUUUCUCUGGUUUGCUGAUAAGAAUGUCAUGUGGGACCGUGUCAAAAGCCUUACUAAAAUCAAGAUAUAGCAUACCUACCACUUUCCCUCAUCUACUAGGCCAGUAACCUGUCAAAGAAGAAAAUUAAGUUGAUUUGUCGUGAUCCAUGGCUGGAGCCUGAUCCCCCACAUUUGGGGAGGCUGGGCAUGCCUAGUUUGUGGCCAUGCCCCUACUUGGCAUCCUCCCCCCUGAGGCCCCGCCCAUGCUCCAUCCCUGUUCUACCCCAGACCCUGCUCCAGCUAGCCCUCCUCCACCAAGGCUCCCCCCUGCUACUCGCACCUCUCUGCCUCCUACCCUGAAGCCUUUUUGCCCUCUCCCAAGCCGCAGGGAAUGGGGGGGCGCCUGGCCCUGGGAAGCCGUGACGGGGGUGCAUAGCCCUGACUGCAGUAUCUGGCAGAAGCCACGGGGCAGGGGCACAUGGCCCCGGAUGCAGCCCCCCCACUGCAAGCUGUGGGGCAGGGAUGCACGGCCCCGGCUCCAGCCCCCACUGCAAGCUGGGGCUGGAACCUGGACUUCUAUCAUAUCCCCCUGUAGUUGUUUCUUUUCCAAACUGAACAGUCCCGGUCUCAUUAAUCUCUCCUCAUACGGAAGCUGUUCCAUACCCCUCAUCAUUUUUGUUGCCCUUUUCUGUAUCUUUUUCAAUUCCAAUAGAUCUUUUUUGAGAUGGGGCGACCAGAUCUACCUGCAGUAUACAAGAUGCGCGGAUACCAUGGAUUUAUAAAGAGGCAAUAUGCUAUUUUCUGUCUUAUUAUCUAGCCCUUUCCUAAUGAUUCCCAACUUUCUGUUCGCUUUUUUGUUCCUUGGUCAGGAGCAAGUCUAAAGUGGCUGUCCCUGGUUACUGUCUCCUCUUUCUGAAACAAAAAGCUGUGCUCAGGACAGUCCGAGAACUUACUGGACAUUUUGCGUUCUGAGAAUGGGACCAGGUGGCUGUGCUUGGAGUGGCGAGGGGCCUAGGCAGCACAGUAGUGCAUGCAGGAGAGCAGCGAGAACCAGAUGGACAGGCAAGAUGGAAUGGACAUUGCAUUAGUAUCAGAUACAUCCAUCCUUUCCUGCUGUUACUUUUACAUGUGAGCCAUGGCUGGAGAGACCAUGGGGACAUUAUGGGAUCAUGACUGGGAGGGGAGGUGGGCUGGUGGGUCACCAAAGGGAGGAGCAUGCGUCCACCAGAAUUCUGUUCCAGAGUCCAUCUCUGCUUUUUACCAGAUGCUGCACGCGAUAUUCUUCUUCGGACGAAUACAUAAAACUCCCAUAGAGCCCAGAGAGUUUUUACCUGAGCCUUAUCAAGAUGCAUUCAGACGUCUCUACCCAGCCCCAUUUGAGCAGUGUACAACGCACCUUCCCACCAAAACACCUUACUCCAUCCUUCUUGAUUACGUGACAGAAGUGAAACGUUUCACUACCCCCGAGGAGCUAAUGAGCUUUCUGCACAGCUUUAAUGCGCAACUGUGGAAUCAAUCACCGGAGGAGGGACCUCAUGCGCUGGAUGCCACUAAGUUCACCUUUACAGCCUCAGUUAUCGCUUGCUGCUUCUACGAUGGUCCCCAGGGUGGCGCUGACUUCCACCACUUCUAUGGCGCUUCCCUCUCAUGUAAGGGGCGCCAUGAAAGAUGCAUCAUGAUUGCGUUGUCCUCUGUAAAAACAUGGCAUAAGGCUGUGGCCUAUGCAGUGCAACAUAAGGGUGAUGGUCCGGCCAUCACUUUCCCUGAGGGGGUGUGGAGCCAGGCCUUUCAGUUUAGUGUUAAAGAACAAAAAUAUCAGGAGAAGUCACCCUGUGAGAAGUGUCAGCAAUUGUUUAGGAACGUGAACUUUCAGCCCCCUCCCAUUGCCCCCCCAAACGGGGGCCCGUGGCAGUAUGGGAACUGCGCUGAGGUGGAGUCCUUGAGCAAACUCCUGCUGGGGACCAGAGUGGUGGAGGAGGGAGUUCGGUCAACAAGCACACCCCCUCUAAACUAUGAAGCCAUAGAGAGGGACUUCACAGGUGAAAUCGAGGCAAAAGUUAAAGCAAAGCUUAUUCAGAAGCUGGGGUCAAGACAGUUCAAGGCCAAGCCAUUACAGUUUUUCAGUCUCCAGUGACUGAGCGUGGCAGCGAUGGGGGAGUCAGGCUGGCAUUCUGUGCAGCUCCGGCACCCUCCUGAUCGGGGGCUGUUGCAGGGGUCACAGGUUCUCUGGUUCUACCUCCCCCUCCAACACAGCCCACAGCAGCAGAGACUGCCCAGAGUGCAUAUGCUAUGGGGACCCCCCCAGCCCUGCCCCUCCCUUGUACAGGGUCUGUGUGCUGGAGGGAGCAUGCCCCCAGAGUCUAACUGGAUAAGGACUGUGGUAGAGGGGGGCAAACAGCUCGUGUGUCUCUGAAGCUGUUUGAUUGGUAAUUCAGCCUACGCCACCUCCUGACCCUCAAGGAGAAAAGAGAAACAAAGGAGACUUGCUACGGCUUUGAUGCAGCCCCUGGUCCAGGCUCUCCACUGAGACCCCAGUGACUAGCCUAUCGCACCAACACUGGAGGCUGCGCUGUCUUUGGAGCCUGUCAGUGUUUGUGGGAGGCUCCAUUUAGAACUAGUCCCUUCCUGCAAUAGAGCUGCAGUCUUGGGCCCCAUCUAAUCCAUCCCCCAGCCAGGGACCAAUACACGAUUGCUUCUUACUGCACAUUCGCUGGUGCUACAGCCAGCCCUUCGCUUGGGGGCUAUUCCACAGCCUGAGCCAUCUCCCUGGCAAGAAGCUUUCUCCCAACUUUUCCUUUUCUUAAUAUCAUCAGCUCCUUCCCCGCUGUUAUUCUGCAUGGGUCCCCUGGGAACAAUUCCGCUCCCUCUCAUCUGCUCACACCCUUCAGACAUUUAGCUGGUGAUGCUGCUUCCCACCUAGUCUAACACUCACAGCUCUGACUUGGCCAGCGGCAUUCUGGGGAUACCGUAGCGAACAGAGCCAUGGGGGACAGCUUCAGAGUUCAGAGACGGUCAGUGACAGACACCCAGCUGUGAAUUCCUCAUUACCAGAAACGGUCAUGAGCUGGAGUGGGACUUCUUCUCUUUUCACAAACUGUCCCUUGGGAUGGCUGCAGAGUGUCCAAGCCCCACCUCCCUGGACAAGGAUCACCAAGUAUAGUACACCCUCACUAUAACGCCCUUCACAAUAGCACACCUGGUCCCUGGAUCCCACCUCCAGCCCCGCCCGGGGGGCAGAGCGCUCCACCUGCCCCAUGGUCACGGCCGGCCAGAUUGCGCCUCUGGCCCCAGGGCCCCAGCUGCGGUUCCGGGACCACAGGAGCUCUCAGCUCUGCUGCAGGGCUUGAGGUGUCAGCCCCUCCCAGCAGGGCUCUUUCCCUAUAACAAACCCCUAGCUACAAUGACCAAAUGGCUUGGAUUCCCAGGGGUUCCUUAGAGCGAGGGCAUACUGUAUGCUCCCACUUAAGACCAGACUCUUCCUCCUCACUUGGUGGAAGAUGCUUCCCCUCACACAGAAAUAGACCUCGUGUGUCGGGACUACAGCCUGCUGUACUGGAAAUGCAGGUGGUGGGCAUGAAGGUGGCUUUACAUUAGACUGUAAACGCUUCUGCUGAGGGACCUGUUCUUCCUAGCUGUUCGUACAGCCCCCAGCACAGGGCGGCCCUUAGGUGCUAAUGCAAUGCAAACAGUACAAGUUUGGUCUGUUGGAUAUGGGUUUGGAGUCCUGGGCAGAUUGACUGUUUUUGCUGUAUGUAAAUAAACUCACCUGAUUUUACUUGAAGUUUUGGGGCAGGGACCUGUGCAUCUGGGAAGCCCCUCACACACCUUCUGGGGCAUUAUAAUAACAGUUUUGUAUAUGGCUAAGAAGCCUAAAGUGGCCUGCCCUCAGAAGACAUGGCAUU